GCCCGGGGGGCUGACACGGCGGCCUGGCUGCACGAGGAGAUCUCGGAGGCAGGGCACAUGUGGCUGCAGAGGCAUUGCUGGCGGAGGACUGCACAAGGCCGCCCGGCUUCCGACGCAGGCGUGGUCGACCAUCACUUCAUCUCAGAUUGUAGGCAGGAGCUCACGACACACGACCAGCCCCGCGCGGGCGGGGGAGUGGUGGCCGCGAUCCAGUGCCGCCGAUGCCAGCUCCUCGAGGUGCGCCACGCAGCGAGCUUGCGCAAGGACGAGGCCGACCAGGACGCCAUGGCGUGGCUCGACGAGCGGCCCAGCCUCGGGGGGCAUUACAGGAGUCGGCGCUCGACGCAGAUACGGCCCGCACGUGCGAGCUGGGUUGCCGAGAGUCGCAGGGGGGAGAGUGCCAUCCCGUAUGGGCGCUGGAAGGUGCGAGAAGAAAGGCUGCUGGAGCGCUGCGCCGACCCCGGCGCUGCCUCCGGCCUCUCGGCGGCGGGCGCCCAGGCCCAGGCACGCGGCCGUGGCCGCGUGCGGCGGCAGGGGCGCUGGGUGCUGGAGGGCGUCGCCGCGCUCAACGAACUGGGCGGUGGCGGGCGUGCGGCAGGCUGUGGCGGGCGGCUCAGCUUGGCACAGCGUUCCGCGCUGCGUCACCUGGCUGAGGUCUACGCCUCAUUCCCGCCCAAGACCGAAGUGUGCGCCAACCAGGAGGUGUUUCAGGCGCUUCUGGGGCUUCGACCUGGCCAUGCUGAUGAGCCAGCUAUCGGGGCGAAGGCCGGCUACCAGCGCCGGAAGGUAUCUCUUCCCUCUCGCGGUGCGGGUAAGGUUGAUUUCGUUCGACUGCUCCCCUUGCACCCGCAGUCCGCGUUGGAGUCCGGGCACGGGUUACUGCGUUCUGCGCAGGAGGCUCUUGCCGCUCUGGACGAGGCGGAUGUCACAUGUUUCUUGCUUGAGCUUUUCGAAGCAGGCAUCGUCGAAGUUUUGGACUACGAAUCGGAGCGGAAGGAGGAGACGGGCAUCUUCUUUGCACCGCGCAAUGAUGACAAGUUGAGGCUUAUAUUUGACACCAGGAGGGCGAACUGCCACUUCAAGGCACCCGAGCACACGCACUUGGCCUCUGGGGACGCCCUCAGCAGCUUGGAGUGCGCGCGCGGCGAGGAGGUGCAUCUGGCUGCGGGCGACGUGGAGGUCUGCUUCUAUCAGCACCUGCUACCUGGCUGGGCCAGGUGCUGGGGCACGAAGGCGCUGCGCGGCCUCAGUACCUUCAGUGUGCGCGUCGUUCCCAUGGGAUGGAACUGGGCGGUGCACCUCGUGCAGGCCGCCCACCUGAACGUGCUGGCCUCUGUCUCUCCCGACAACCAGUGGCUGGUCGACAAGCAGCCGGGGGUGUUCCUGUCGGAUAGCACUGACGCCGCCGAGGUCCUGUACAUAGACAACCUUGCUGGGAUCAGCACCAGCCGCUCGACUGCGAGGCAGGUCGUCAAGGACAUGCUGGACACCUUCACGACGGAGGGCGUCAGGGCCACGCUCGACCUGGACGAUGCCCACCUUGGCUUCACGUUGGAUUCGAAGGCUGCCAGGUGGCGCCCUGCUUCCAAGAAGUUCUGGCGAGCGCACGGCUGCAUCCAGUACUUGUUAGAAGCGAGGAGAUGCAUCACUGGUCGCCAGCUGGAGAGGCUAGUGGGGCAUGUGGUGGCACUGCUGUUGCUGCGGCGUGAGGCGCUCAGCAUGCUCAGCUCGGUGUACGUCUACAUCCGCACGACCUACGAUAAGGCCCAGCCGCUGUGGCCCAGCUGUCAGCAGGAGCUCAGGUGGGUGCUGGCGCUACUGCCCACCGUGUUUGCUGACAUGAAGAGGCCCUGGCACGCGGAGGUCGGGACCUUUGACGCGUCGCCUUGGGGCGCGGGGGUCUGCACGGCGCGCUGGUCUUUGAGCGCGGUGCAGGCCACGAGCAGGCAGCCUGAGAAGCUGCGCUUCCGCGGGCCCCUUGCCUCUUUGGUGGCCCCGCGGGAUGCCGCCCUGGCCGCCGACGCGAUCGAGCUCUCUGACCCUGCAGCACUCCUGCUGGGCCGAGCGGCGGGCUUGGCGGAAGUGAAUGCUGAGCUGCUGCGCGAGUCGAACUGGGUCACUGCG
This is a messenger RNA of Prorocentrum cordatum, 2124 nucleotides long. The record is from the annotation of a GenBank genome assembly. Lineage: Eukaryota; Dinophyceae; Prorocentrales; Prorocentraceae.